Molecule: messenger RNA, 2477 nt
Organism: Clupea harengus (Atlantic herring)
Lineage: Eukaryota; Metazoa; Chordata; Actinopteri; Clupeiformes; Clupeidae
Gene: ntng2a
Product: netrin-G2-like
Exons: 6
Coding region: 1-903 (300 amino acids)
Biological process (GO): tissue development; animal organ morphogenesis; axonogenesis
Source: RefSeq, a predicted model, not a curated record
AUGUCUGAGAACGUUGGGUCCGAUUGUAUAGCUUUGUUGCUUCUGGCCCUCAUAGAGGCGUGCCUGUGGUGUGUGUUUCUGCUCAGUCCGCUCCGAAGUGUGUGUGUGUCGCUGUCUUUUGCAGGUGCUGUGGAGUGUGUUGCUGUCCGGUUGGAUGCUAACUGUGUGGUUCUCUUUCACAGGUGCAAGUGUAACCUCCAUGCUGACCAGUGCAUCAGCCGCGACGGGACCCUGCAGUGCGACUGCCAGCACAACACCACGGGCCAGGACUGCGCGCGCUGUGAGAAGGGCUACAAGGCCAAGUCCUGGAAACCUGGCUCCUACCUGCCCACGCCCAACGGCUCACCCAACACCUGUGAAGCGGCUGGUUCGGUUGGCAACUGCGAGUGCUACGGCCACUCGAACCGCUGCAGCUAUAUUGAUUUCAUCAACAUUGUGACUUGCGUCAGCUGCAAGCACAACACUAGGGGGCAGAACUGCCAGCACUGCCGCCUGGGGUACUACCGCAACGCCUCGGCCGAGCUGGACGACGAGAACGUGUGCAUAGAAUGCAACUGCAACCAGCUGGGCUCCCUGCAUGCCCGCUGCAACGAGACUGGCUUCUGCCAGUGCAGAGACGGCACCGCGGGGCAGAAGUGUGAGGACUGCACCUUCGGUUACACCUGGAAACAGGGUUGCAUCCCUUACGUGUGUGAUGACGAGCUGCUGCUGUGCCAGAACGGCGGGACGUGUUUCCAGAACCAGAAGUGUCUGUGCCCGCCGGAGUUCAAGGGCGUGCUGUGUGAGCAGGCGCGCUGCGCGGGGCAGAAGGGCUGCAGCGGGGCGACCUCCUCCUCCCUCAGCCUGGGCGCCGCGCUGCUCUGCCUGCUGAUCCAGGGCCUGCUGCUAAGGCUGCCCGCCUGAGGGGGGGGGGGGAGAGGAGACAGCUACCCCCCCACCAACACCUCCACUACUACUACUACUAACCCACCACCCCCCUGCCCCACUCCGCCUGCCCGCAAGCAACCCCCAAAGGCUUGCGGUGCUGAUCUUCUCUGGGACGCUCUCCAUAAGUGCUCAGGGGUCAAAGGGCCGUGGGGUCAAGGUUCACCGUCGCCUUCACUAGGACGAGAGCGCUGCUUGCUCGUCACUUAUCUCUGAACGCCUGUGCUGCGAGGACUCAUACCAAAAAAAAAAAAAUUAAUGAAAAAUAAAAAAUAAAACAUUUAAAAAAAAAAGAGUAAGAAAUGAAUAGAAAAAGAUAUGUCUAUAAGAAAUGUCUACGAGAGAAAUAUAUAAAUAGAUGACAGUUUUUUUGCUCUUGUUGUAGUUUUGCGUUUACACCCACAGAGUUUCAGUACUGCACUUACUUAGUCAACUCGUUUUACAAAAAGUUAUGGUUGUACUCACCGCUGAGGUCUACUGAUGCCAAGUUAUCCACUCUUAAAGACUCCUCUCCACUCAUUCUCCUUACGUUGCUGCAUUUUUACUCGUCAAUCACCUGACAUUGACGCGCGUGGAGGAAGGAAGACGAGCCUGGUGUGUUUUUGACGUCCGUGGUUGUUUUGGCUGUGAGGAGGAAUGUGUCUGUACAUGCUGUAGUUAGUGGUUGCCAUUUAGUCUUUCGCAUGGAACCCAGGAAAGAGGACGAGCAGAAUAUGAUUGAAACUGAGCAAAUCUAUAUCUGUAUAUUUCAAAGGGGAUAUAUAUAUAUAUAAAUAUAUAUAUAUAUAUAUAUAUAUAUAUAAAUAUAACUAUUGUAUAUUAACAUUGUUUGAAUAUUUUUUGUAGAAAGUGUUAUUUUUGUUCUGAGUAAACCUUACCAUUAUAAAGAAAAUGGAGCCUUUGAUUAAGUAUCUCACAAUGGUUUAUGUACUACAGUAGAUUUAACAAUGCCUCUGAUCACCACUUGGGCACAGACAGUGAGAGAGAAGAGUGGUGCCGUGAGCACACACACACACACACACACUCACACACACACGGUUCUUCUGUGUGUUGAGCACGUGCCCCAGCGGAGCUCACGCCGAAAGACGUGUGAGCGUGCAUCGUGCAUCGUGCCCGUGCUGUGACACUCUUGAUCACUAACACCAGUAACUAGAGACAUCACUGUGAGCGCCUCUCCCCGCUGUCACCCCUCUCACGGUCACCAAUGGUCACCGACGCCACGGCAACAACAAACAAACAAACAAACAAACACCUGGAGGAGGCUGGCUGGCCACUCACACGCGCCCUGAGUGAGGGGGAGGUUAUCCCCAUCACCUCAGAGGUCUCUGUCAGACCCAGAGCCGCCGACCCACUGCUGCUGCUGCUGCUCCUGCCGCUGCUGUGACCCGCCACAAACUGGGCCGCUCCGGUUCUGGUUCCUUACGGGGCACGGCACAGGAAACACAGUAUUCAGCCUCCCGAAGGCUUCCUCUUUAACCAUGCUUCAGAAACCAGAGUCAUUCAUUCAUGUACUGUCAGCCUUCCAAAGAAUAAAACCUGACAAUCAGAAAGUA